Nothobranchius furzeri (turquoise killifish) is the source of this 3233-nucleotide messenger RNA. RefSeq names its product 5-hydroxytryptamine receptor 4 (gene htr4). Lineage: Eukaryota; Metazoa; Chordata; Actinopteri; Cyprinodontiformes; Nothobranchiidae. Gene Ontology annotation, cellular component: plasma membrane. Gene Ontology annotation, molecular function: G protein-coupled serotonin receptor activity. The record is from RefSeq and is a predicted model, not a curated record. Gene Ontology annotation, biological process: regulation of appetite; chemical synaptic transmission; adenylate cyclase-activating adrenergic receptor signaling pathway.
GGUCCAGAGUCCCGAGCAGCGCAGCGCUGCUUUUACGCGUUUCUCCAGAUUCCGUCCCCGCUGCGCUGCGCUCGUGAGCGGCUCCAGAGCGUGCGGCGCAAACCGCGCUUUUGCGCUUCCGUCAUUUAGGUUUCCCUGAAAGGUCGGACUGAAGAGCAGCUGGACUUUGACUCAUGGGAAUUUAGUGUCGUGACAUGUUUUCAGGACCCGGCGCGUCCACAGGAAAAUGGGACUCGCUACAUUUAUGGUCACAUGAAUGUCAGCGCUACAGGCCAGAUGCCGGUGAUGGAGGAGCUUGUCAGUGAGAGUGACAGCAUACCAAGGCAGAUGGCUCUGAUCUGCUUCCUGUCUUUGGUCAUGCUGAUGAGCGUCCUGGGAAACCUGCUGGUCAUGGUGGCCGUCUGCAAGGACAGACAACUAAGGAAAAUCAAGACCAACUAUUUCAUCGUGUCCCUGGCGUUUGCUGACCUGCUCGUGUCAGUGCUGGUAAUGCCUUUUGGUACCAUCGAGCUGGUCUACGAGAACUGGAUCUACGGUGAAACGUUCUGUCUGGUUCGGACGUCGUUAGAUGUUCUGCUGACCACUGCUUCUAUACUUCACCUGUGCUGCAUCGCUCUGGACAGAUACUACGCUAUCUGCUGCAAGCCUUUGGUCUACAGGAACAAAAUGACACCAUUACGAGUUGCUUUAAUGAUCGGUGGCUGCUGGGUUAUUCCCACUUUCAUCUCCUUCCUACCCAUCAUGCAGGGCUGGAACACCAUCGGCAUCCAUGAAAAUAUUGAGAAGAAGCGCAACAUGUCAAGCAGUAACUCCACCUCCUGUGUCUUCAUGGUCAACAAGCCAUAUGCCCUCACCUGCUCUUUGGUGGCUUUCUACAUCCCCUUGGUCCUCAUGGUGCUGGCUUACCAGAGGAUCUACAUCACGGCUCGAGCCCACGCCCUUCAGAUCAGCAUGCUGCAGCGGGCAGGCGGGGCUGGGGCCAGCACUCCUGGGACUUCUGGUGCUGGCACAGGAGUGGGAGUUGGUGCAGCUUCAGAUUCUGCCGACCAUCAACGCAACCAUCGCAUGCGAACAGAAACUAAGGCAGCAAAGACUCUAUGCAUCAUUAUGGGAUGUUUCUGCCUCUGUUGGGCACCGUUCUUUGUCACAAACGUGGUGGACCCAUUUAUAGACUACACAGUGCCCGAGCAGCUGUGGACAGCCUGCCUGUGGCUGGGUUACAUAAACUCCAUGCUGAACCCCAUCCUCUACGCCUUCCUCAACAAAUCCUUUCGUCGUGCCUUUCUCAUCAUUUUAUGUUGUGGGAGGAAGAGGUACAGCAGGCCGUCCAUCAUGGCACCCAGCACUGCCACUACAGUUACACAGAUCAACGGUUCAACACACGUACUCAAGAGCGUCCAAUAGAGAUUGUGAGGGACUACAUAUCUGCCCCCUAAAGAUGUGCAGGAGACGGAGGGAGCUCAAGUCCCAGAGAUCCAGGAGUUGCCCCAAAGCACAGGAACUCCAGUGAGACUGCGACCAGAAAAGCCCCCGCUCCCCUUGAGAGGCGCAGAGGAUCGCCCCGGGGGGCCACAACCAGCAGCCGGCAGAGUCCCGGGAGAUAUCGGCGGCAAGCCCACAGGCCCGCCCACAGCCUCCCACCCGCUAGCCGGCCGAGCCCGGAACCUGGGAUCUCUUUAAUUUUUCACAUACUUUUUAAUCUACUAUCUUGUUUUGUUUUGUUUUUCCAAACAGAAAAUGCAUAUUAGAAACCAGCUUGUAAAGACAGGAAAUGAAAUGGGACCAGAUUUGUCUAAUAAUGCUUAAUGCCAUAGUAGCAUUGAUUUCUGAAUGCAUCAUAUCAGUCCUUUGUUUUGUUUGGGAAAUUGUUUCUAACAUUCAGUCAACACUCCAUUGCUAUCAUUGCAGAAUGCGACUGACAUAUAAAGCACCAACAGACUGCUUAAUCAAAACCUAAUUGUUUUUAAUAGAAUCUAUUAGGCACUUAAGUAUUUUGAAUUGAAAAGAAACAAGCUGAUCUAAAUGCAUGUUUCAUUCAAUUAACCCUCUCAGGCACAAACUAAGUUUUGAUAAAAGGACGAACAACUAAGUCCUUCAGGGGUACUCCUGAGUUAAAAAAUGUUCAUGAAAUACGUAUGUGGAGUAACCAGGUAGGUAGGUUUUAACUUUGCAAAUCUGCAACGCCUGCAUCCAGAGGGUUAACGGAGGAUCAAGUUCAUCUGACAAAUGGAUUAGACUGAUGCAGCUGAGCAGCACUUCUUAACAAAGCUUCAUUAGUCAAAUGUGUCAGACUUCCCUAAAUUAAGAUACGAUGAGCUCUUAUUUACCUCAAAUGUCAUAAAAGCAUCUUCAAUUAAAUUAGAAGCAAUGGAUUGUAAACCUUGCAUCUCUUCGGAAUGCCUGCAGCUUCUUCAUGUUUUGCUCUUUAGAUGUUUCAGCAGAAUAAAUCAAAGCCUUCUCUCCAACUGUGUUGCGUAUAUAAUUGGGCAGGUAAACCAAAUUAUAUCUUGUCAUAAUUUCUGCAUUGUGAUAUAUAAUUUUGUAAAUUUGUCCUUUUGUGAAAAGCUGUGCAUGCCCUCUUCCUUUUGAUGUAUUUGAUAAGAGGUUAGAAUAAAAGCACUACAUAAACUUUUGUGCACUAAGACCUUGUAAACAUGUUUUUUUCAGCACUGAUGGAGGCACAAAGUCAAAAUACCAAGGACUGCAGGCAAAUGUUGAAACAAAGAGCCUCAUUCAGUUUGUUGAAACAACUCUCAUGUUGUGAAAACUUUUUAAACCAAACCCUCCAACCCUUUAAGACUGAUUAUUUAUCUUUCUGAAAAGAAAAUUGAUUAGCAUUAGAAAUAGAAAACAUUCUUGGCAAUUUAACCUUUCAAAUUGCAUGAAAUAUAAUUAUAGCUAAAGAUGCAGAGAUAAAACGGCAACGUUUCACGCCAGCAGGGUCCAAUUAAAUAGAAAUUACUGCAUUUGUUAAACUGUUUAACUUACAAAGAUUAGUUUGCUGAAUGGAAGAAUACCAAAUAUUUGUUAAAAGUUGAAAGUCCAAAUGCUUUAAUUUACUCUUUUUGUAUUUUAUAUUCAUAUUAUUUGGAAAGGAGAUGGCAGCUCGUUUUAGUAUAUUUUGAAAUAUUCCUAUUCAGUGAAUGUUAAAUUGAGUCCAGGAAUAACAGAUGUAAUAACAUGAAAACAUAAUCUGUUUCAAUCUGUUGGAAACAAACUAUUGGCUGCAUGCU